Messenger RNA from Paralichthys olivaceus (Japanese flounder), 1819 nucleotides. It is a transcript of the gene sfxn2, whose product is annotated as sideroflexin 2. The record is from RefSeq and is a predicted model, not a curated record. NCBI's taxonomy places the organism in Eukaryota, Metazoa, Chordata, Actinopteri, Pleuronectiformes, Paralichthyidae. Gene Ontology annotation, cellular component: mitochondrial inner membrane. Gene Ontology annotation, biological process: serine import into mitochondrion; monoatomic ion transport. Gene Ontology annotation, molecular function: monoatomic ion transmembrane transporter activity.
UAGGGGGGGGUGGUGGUGGCUACCCCGGCCUGUGAUUGGACGAGGACCUGCCACGUGCACAUUUCUCCACUGUGCCCUGAGCCUCCUCGGUCACAUUUGGUUCGGCUGUGACAGCUCCUGCUCCGCGGAGGCGCCUCUCAGGUUUCAGCUGCAGCUGCCCAGUGACCUUCUGCAGUGUAACCUCUUUAUGCAUUAGGUCCUGGACUCUUUUCUUUUAAACCACCGCGAUGGAUUUAAGCUCGUUUGACAUCGACGCUCCACAAUGGGAUCAGUCUACAUUUAUGGGCCGACUGAAAUACUUCUUCAACGUCACCGACUGUCGAACAGCGCUGCUACCUGACUCGCGAUUGGACGAAGCAAAAGCUCUCGUAGAAAGCUGCAGGGCAGGAUCCAUCCCCCCUGGCACGACUGAGGAGCAGCUCCACUAUGCUAAGAAGCUGUACGACUCGGCCUUCCACCCAGACACAGGAGACCGCAUGAACCUCAUUGGCCGCAUGUCCUUCCAGGUGCCCGGAGGCAUGGCCAUCACCGGCUGCAUGCUGCAGUUCUACAGGACAGUUCCUGCUGUGGUGUUCUGGCAGUGGGUGAAUCAGUCUUUUAACGCUCUGGUCAACUACACCAACCGCAACGCUGCUUCCCCAAUCACUCCCAAGCAGAUUGGAGUAGCCUACAUCACAGCGACCAGCACGGCGUUGGCCACAGCAGUCGGACUCAACCUCUACACAAAGAAAGCUCCUCCUCUUGUGGCUCGCUGGGUUCCCUUUGCAGCGGUGGCAGCAGCCAACUGUGUUAAUAUUCCUAUGAUGAGGCAACAGGAAAUUCUAAAUGGCAUCGCUGUCACAGAUGAAAAUGGGAACAAACUGGGGCAGUCUACGAAAGCUGCAGUAAAAGGCAUCACGCAGGUGGUCAUCUCUCGGAUCACCAUGGCUGCACCAGGAAUGAUUAUUCUCCCCAUCAUCAUGCAGAGGAUGGAAAAGUACAAGUUCAUGCAGAGAAUCACGUACCUCCACGGACCAAUUCAAGUGAUGCUGGUGGGCGUGUUUUUAAUCUUCAUGGUGCCGGCCGCCUGCUCCCUGUUUCCUCAGAGAUGCUCCAUGGCCGUGUCGAAGCUGGAGCCGGAGCUGAGAGACUCCAUCGUGUCUCAAUACGGAGACAAAGUACAACGGGUCUACUUCAACAAAGGCCUCUGAGGCUGAGAGCGCUGAUCACUGUUAUCUACACACAAGACCGGAUACAUGCUGUUUGUGUCGUUUGUCUUCAUUUUUAUUAAAUGACGCUGAUUAACUUCGACGUCCUCAAAUCGGUGCUCAUCUGUGGGAUUUUGGUUCAAUCAUAUAUUUCUUCAGAGUCUUAAUGAUUUCUGUUUUCUUACAUCACGCAUGGCGGAUGAAUGGGGCACAGUGAACUCCUGCUGAGAAACCAAAUGAUCUCGUCCUCUCAGGAACAGCACAUUGCUCUUCCAGAUUAACAUCCCUGUGUUGGUUUGUCUUUCAUGGACUCGUCUGUGGUUUUCUUUACCUCUUCAGUGUGUUGUUCUCUUUCCUGUCAACCCUCCUUACAGUCUGUGCCUUCCACGAAGUGGCAGAAGCAACAAUGCUGCUGGACUUUUUUUUUUUUUUAAAAACCUAUCAGCUUUACUGUGGAACCAAACUGUUCCUCUAUGCAUAGCUUUAGUCUGAAACGGUUUUGAUUUAAGGUGGAUGCUGCCCUCUGCUGACUUGUUUGCAUGAUUUAUCUUUGAGAGUUUUGCCAGUUGGAUCAUUUCACUUUGUAACCUUUGAUUAAACUGGAAUAAAACCACACAAAUAUUUGGAUUACA